Molecule: messenger RNA, 1022 nt
Organism: Drosophila biarmipes
Lineage: Eukaryota; Metazoa; Arthropoda; Insecta; Diptera; Drosophilidae
Gene: Pmi
Product: transmembrane protein 11 homolog, mitochondrial
Exons: 4
Coding region: 80-601 (173 amino acids)
Biological process (GO): inner mitochondrial membrane organization
Cellular component (GO): mitochondrial inner membrane
Source: RefSeq, a predicted model, not a curated record
AGUUGGUAUAUUUUAACGGCCCAGCUGCGGCCGCACUGAGUUUAUUAACAAAAUAAAAAACAACAAAUUUAUUAGUAAAAUGGUUAGCAGAAACAUAGAAAGCACGAGUAAGGUGCCCACGUUCCAUGUCAUCCGCGAGGUCUACGACAGCUCCAAUGCCCACGAAAGGUUCGAGGCGGAACUGGACAAGGCGCUGGAGGCCAAGGUGGACUUCAUCAUCAUAGAGCCGCCGCGCCUGGGCGACGAAACUGGUCGUUGGAUUUGGGUGGGCAACUGCCUGCACAAGACAGCGGUGGCUACUGGAGUGGUUUCCCUGGUGGCCAGCCUGCUCUGGCGGGAUCGCCCCAUCAUUGCAGCCCCCGCUUGCGCCCUCUCGCUCUUCUGCACGGGCCUCUACACGGUGUCCUGGAACUAUGAUCCCUGUUGUCAAUACCAGGUGGAAAACAACGACACCGUGUUGGAGAAACUCCCACUGACAGAUGUAUCCUCGCCUGUGAUCCUGGGCUACUCGCCCAACUCCAAAACCAAAUACUUGCACCGCGGCGUGUCCCUGCUCUCGGCCGCCCUGUGCACCUGGCAGAUCUGGAGGUCCUUCAAGUAAAGGCUGUGUGUAGGAACCCUUGAAACGGGCAGCUGCUGGAUUGGGUCAACCCCGUGCGGAAAGUAAUACCCGAUAAGUUUAGUUUAGGCACCUAAGCGAAUGCAUUUCGUUUCGAUUUUCGAACGGUUUUAACUCAAUGUCUUGUCUUUCGUCAACUUUUAAAAUGGUUCCAAGUCCCAGGCCACGUCUCUGUCCAGUGUCCAAUUAAGUGUUUUUGCGUCUGCCACCUGGACUGGCCAGCAUGCUCAUAACUUAUUACGGUUCCCAGGCCUAAGUUAGUCUUAAGGGAGGAGCAGCCACUGCACUGUAAAUUAAGCAAAGCCAACUUCUGUGUAUAAAGCGAAACCCAUUUAUGAUUGUUAUUAGAGUCUAGUUGAAAAUAUCAGAAUGCGAAAGGCAAAUAAACGCAAUGCGAAUGUUA